AUAUCAUUUCUGAAUUAUAGAAUUAUAUAUUUAGUGAUUUACUCAAUUCCAUCUUUGAAUUAGCACCACCACCACCACCACCCAUCAUCAAACAGAGAAGAAAAAAAAAGGGGGAAAAAUUCUUACAGAAGGUUGUUGUUUAUGGAGGGUUUACAGAGAUAUGCUGUAUCGUUCAGGAGGCAAGGCUCGUCGGGAUCGGUGUGGGACGAUAAAUUCCUCGCCGGAUUGCAGCAGCUCGCCAAUCAGCAGGACGCAUCAGCUGCCGGAGUGAGGAAUCCAUCGCCGCCGCCGGUGUUGCGAUGGGUCUGUUGGUGGCGGUGGUUUUGGGUGGAGGAUUGCGAUGGAUCUGCUGGCGGCGGCGGUUUUGGGUGGAAGAUUGCGAUGGGUCUGCUGGCGGUGGCGUAUGUGUGUGUGGUAGUGAUGGUUAUGGCGGCGUUUUUUGGAUGUUGGGGUGGUGGGAGCGUGGCAGAAGAGCAUUAAGGUUUAAUCGACUAUGUUUAGUAGUCGAUUAAGGCUUAAUCGACUAUGUUCAAUAGUCGAUUAAGGCUUAAUCGACU
Messenger RNA from Erythranthe guttata (spotted monkey flower), 557 nucleotides. NCBI's taxonomy places the organism in Eukaryota, Viridiplantae, Streptophyta, Magnoliopsida, Lamiales, Phrymaceae. The record is from RefSeq and is a predicted model, not a curated record.